Messenger RNA from Tribolium madens (black flour beetle), 2345 nucleotides. RefSeq lists its product as uncharacterized. Gene Ontology annotation, molecular function: cyclin-dependent protein serine/threonine kinase inhibitor activity. Lineage: Eukaryota; Metazoa; Arthropoda; Insecta; Coleoptera; Tenebrionidae. The record is from RefSeq and is a predicted model, not a curated record. Gene Ontology annotation, cellular component: nucleus. The transcript has 3 exons. Gene Ontology annotation, biological process: regulation of cell cycle. Bases 736 to 1209 code for a protein of 157 amino acids.
GCAAUGUUGACAUUUCCCAUUCUUGGCAAAAGGUGUUUUUUGUUAAAAAUAUUGUGAAAAUUUUAAACAAAUUAGCGGAGAACUAAUAAGAAGACGUAAAAAGAUAGAAUCUUUGUUAUUUUGGGCAUCUGCGCAGAAAUUUGAUCCACUUUCGAUAAUGGAAAAUGCGAAAAUGUCCCAAAAACAAAAUCCGGCUAAUUGUAAUCCAUUUUGCACGCCAUUAUCAGUCCCUCAUUACCGACGCUUUCACUUUUCAAAGCGCAUUAGUUCCUCGUAGAAACUAAUCAGUAAUGUGCUAGAAUCAUCUCAACCAAGAUAAGCAAAGCAAUAAAAUCAAGCAUUAACAACGCUCGUAGUGACGAAGUCAAUGCAAAUUAAAAAAUAGUGUCUUAUAGUGUGCAAUGUUUUCAAAUUUGAGCGCGACCUCCCCUUGGCGUUGGAACGGUCCAACACGAUUCCAUAGCGUCUUUUCCUCGCACACGACUUCAACGCUUCAGUCGCGUAAAAUCGUUUGAUUAGUUUGGGUGUGUGUGUACGUCCGAAACUUCGUUGAAGAGUUUCUCGCGCAAACUUGCAUAAAUCUGCUGUGACUCUCACCCCGCGUGCCAUACGGACACUCACCCGUACCUCUCCUUCGGGAAAAUUGAGUUUUCCACACCAGAAUUCAGUGUUUUUGGGUCUGAUAAAGUGAAGCGUGGCUUGACUCCAACGUGUAUUGUUAGUUGCCUACCCGCCAUGAGUAUGAGUGUUUGCGAAAACGUCAAAAUGAGUUACAAAUUCAUGGGGCGCAAAAGUCCCAUUGCAAAAGUGAAGCGAAGCCUUUUUGGGAAGAUCGACCCCGAAGACAACAAGACCUUCAUCCAGAAUCACAUUAACUAUGAUUUGGCCAAGAAUUGCGCCAAAUGGAACUUCAACUUUCGCGAAGAGACCACGCUGGACCCCGAAGGUGACAUAAUUUGGCGUCAGGCAAGUCCGGUGAUGGUCAAUCGAAAACGCAAAAUUGUGGAAAUGGUCGAAGCGCCCGCUUAUUAUUUUCAACCCAUCGAACCAGCCGCCCGUUCGACAGAAAGCCCCAAAAUCAAGGUUCCGAAACAGACACAAAUCACCGAUUACAUGGUUAAAUCUAAACGGCAAGUGGUGUGCAAGAAGGAUUCUUCGGUUGAAAGGCCGAUUAAAAUACCGAAAUUGGCCGAUUUCUGUUCAAGUUAAAACGAUUCUGUGCCUCCCACUUCUCUUUACAAAUUUUCGAUCUCUAAAUUAUUUAAGUACAAGUUGUUGAAAAAAAUUAUCUUAGAUUGUACAGUGAAUUAUUAUUUUUUGUUUGUAUUUAUUUUGUAAAGUUGAUUUUUUUCUUUCUUUUGAUCUCGAAAAUAUUUGGUUUUGUUGGUGGUUUUUUUCUGUGAGUUGGAGGACUCAGUAUGAUACGUAAUUAAGGGUGAAGGAGUUUAUAAAGGUUUUUCUGCACUAUCCAUAUAUUAUUUUUCUUUUUUUUGUGUACAUAAGAUGUGUUUAAAGGUUUGUUAAAAGAAAUGUGUACAAUUAAAUUAACAAGAAUUUUGUGUUUUUUGUUGAUCUAUUUGUACUUACGAUACGGGUUAUUUAGUCAAUAAACUAGUGCAAUUUUUCUUUUAUUUUGUUGACUAAAUAUAGAUCGUAAAUUGAUAUGUAGAUAGUGCUGUAAAGAAAUUUUAUAAAUUUUUGGUUCGUAUGACCGAUCAAGUGUGUGUAAAAAGAACGAUUUUAUCUGCACAGGGGAAGUUGGGAAUAAGUUUUUCUAACUUUGUUCAUAAGUACUAUCAUUUGGAAUGAGUAACUGUAACCCAAAGAAAAAAUUAAGUACAAAGUGUUUUUGGCAAUUUUUUAAUGCAGAAUAUUCAUUGUGUGGCAGCUUUGCCUGUUUGUCAAUAAAAAUAAGAAUUAGGAUUCAGGUGUACGAAAGCAGUACUUGAUUUUUUGCUUUAUUUUUUUUUUUUUGUUUAUUAUUCAGGGGAAGCGAUUUUGAGACAAACUAGAGUUGCAAGAUCUCAAUUCUGCUUUUUGUAUGUAAAAGAUUUUGAGAUAUUAAAAAUAGAUAUAAUUUAUAACACCUGUGAUCUAUUAAUGUAUGAUCUCGAAAAAUAUUAUUUUUUAUUUAAAUAUUAUAUAAUUUUUAGCCAAAUAAUGUUCGGUUGAGGGUGUAAUUAUUAUAAAUAAAAAAUAGUGCCUUUGUUGUCUUCUCACGUCAAAUAACCUCAGCCCAACAGUGUUUGGAAUACUGUAGUUUAAAAAUAGUUUGUAUGUAAAUCUGUUGAAAACAUUAAAGUAUAUAAGGAGCCCUUGAAAUAAAGCUUCUAUUUGUUAGUGUA